Ixodes scapularis (black-legged tick) is the source of this 1080-nucleotide messenger RNA. RefSeq names its product sulfotransferase ssu-1-like. The transcript has 2 exons. Gene Ontology annotation, molecular function: sulfotransferase activity. NCBI's taxonomy places the organism in Eukaryota, Metazoa, Arthropoda, Arachnida, Ixodida, Ixodidae. The record is from RefSeq and is a predicted model, not a curated record. Gene Ontology annotation, cellular component: cytoplasm. The coding region runs from base 23 to 865 and encodes 280 amino acids. Gene Ontology annotation, biological process: sulfation.
ACAAGAAAAUAAAACUCACAGAAUGAUGGAGAGAGACCGACCCGCCAUCCAGAUCAUUGAUGGCUUCCGCUUGCCGGGAUUCUUCUCCGAAGAGGCCUACCGGAGCGGUCUUCGCUAUCAACCAGAGGACAGCGACAUCAUCCUGGUUACCUUCCCCAAGUGCGGCACUCACUGGGUGCUGGAAAUUGUCAAGGCGUGCUUCCGAGUCUGCAGGGGCGUCACACCGGGAUGGAGCUUUCUCGAGGUGCACGGUCUGGACGGCACCCUAAGGGCCGACAGACCGCGAAUCAUUUUCACUCACCUGCCCUUUCACUUGGCGCCUUUCUCGCCAUUCACCAAGUAUAUAUACGUGGCCAGGAACCCUAAAGACUGUUGCGUGUCUUUUUACCAUCACACAAAAAGACAUACAGAAUACUGUUUUCAAGAUGGAACUUUUGACGAGUAUUUCGAACUUUUCAUCGAGGGCCUCACGGACUCCGGCAGCUACUUUGAAAACCUUCUAUCUUGGUACGCCAAGAAAGACGAGCCUAACGUGCUGUUUCUCACGUACGAGUCGAUUCAUGCUGACAUGAAGGGAUCUGUGCUAAAGAUGGCUGGUUUCAUUGAUGGCGAACUCGCUAAGGAGCUUGCGGAAGACGAAGCAAAAAUGGCGGCUGUAAUUGACAGUACGAGUAUGACGGAGAUGGUGAAGGAUUGGGGAGUACAGUUCGUGAGGAAAGGCGUCAUUGGAGACUGGAGGAAUUACUUUUCGAAAGAACAGUCCGAGCGACUGGAGAAAAAGUUUUUCAAGGAAAUGGAAGGUACUUCUGUGCCAAGUCUUUGGGAUGACGUGGACUGGCUUCUGGAUUGUAAAGAGGCCGCCUAGAUGCUAAUGUAUGACUAAUUAGCUAAAGCAUCAACAAUAAUGACUCUGUUCCACCGUUCAUCGAAAAAAAAAACAUUUUGUCGUGUGGUUAGUAUUGUACUAACCACGCGGCAGAAAAUGUGUCGUCAGCUGUCUUUGACUACGUCGCUAUAAACAAAAGAAAACGCUUGGCGUAGUGAAUUUUGGUUAUAGUAUUGUCGCUUCUCUGCCAAUUA